AUGACGUACUCUGAAGCUCUCGCCGUACAUGUCGCACAACCCCAACCCCGCAUCGACAACCUCGCUCAACCACUCGGAACUCCUGCCGAAGCAUCCUUCCCAACGGCGUUAAAUCUAGCUGCCGCCCCGCCCCUGCUUCCCUUGAGCCUAACAAGACUUGUGUCACCGCUGAUGACAGAACGGAGUAGAGGCGGUUCCAAGGUCUGGGCGAGUGCUGAUGAAGCCGUCGCCGACAUUGAGAGCGGCUCGGUGCUGCUCAGCUCUGGCUUUGGGCUUUGUGGUAUAGCAUCAACCUUGAUAGCAGCCCUCCGUCGCCGCGGUCCCGAGUCCUUACACUCCCUGACAGCGGUCUCCAACAAUGCCGGUGCCGAGGGUCGAGGUGGCCUAGCGCUGCUCACAGAAAACGGGCAGGUUGACCGGCUGAUCAUGUCCUACCUGGGCAAUAAUAAGAAGCUGGAGCGCGCUUACCUCACCGGCAAGAUCGCAGUCGAGUUGUGUCCGCAGGGCACAUUGGCUGAGAGGAUACGGGCUGCCGGGAGCGGGAUCCCGGCGUUCUUCACGCCUACUGGAGGGGAGACGUACAUUGAGCAAGGAGCCAUUCCAGUUCGGUAUGAUGAGAAUGGAAACGUGGUUGAGUACGGCAAGCCGCGCGAGACCAGGAUCUUCAAUGGCAGGAAGUACCUCUUAGAAACGGAACUGCCAGGGGAUGUGGCUAUAUUGAGGGCGUGGAAAGUCGACAAGGUCGGAAACUGUGUGUUCAGGUACGCUGCGAAGUCCUUUGCGCCUCUGAUGGCAAAGGCUGCAAAGCUGGCCAUAGUCGAGGCUGAGAACAUCGUCGAAGUGGGCGAGAUGGACCCAGACGAGGUCGAUCUGCCUGGAAUCUUUGUCGACAGGAUCGUCCCAGCUGUCGAGCCAACCCUUAUCGAGAUCCUGAAGACUAGGUCAACUGGCGAGGAUCAUAGCCAAGUGAAGGUUGAGAAGAGUGAGGCCCAAGAACGCAGAAACCGCAUUGCUCGACGGGCAGCGAAGGAGUUGAAGGAUGGGUACUAUGUUAAUCUCGGCGUUGGCAUUCCCACUUUAGCUCCUUCAUUCCUCCCUCCUGGCCAAAAAGUCUGGAUUCAGUCUGAAAACGGCAUCCUUGGGAUGGGUGACUACCCCCUCCCUGAGGAGGUCGAUCCAGACAUCAUAAACGCCGGUAAGGAGACCACUACACUCAUCCCUGGCGCAUCAACGUUCGAUUCAGCCGAGUCCUUCAGCAUGAUUCGCGGCGGACACGUAAACGUCUCGAUCCUAGGUGCGCUGCAAGUCAGUGCGGCAGGCGACCUCGCCAAUUACAUGAUCCCCGGGAAAGUGUUCAAGGGCAUGGGAGGAGCAAUGGACCUGGUGUCGAAUCCGGACUCGACGAAGAUUGUGGUAGCAACGGAGCAUGUGGCGAAGGAUGGUUCGAGUAAGAUCGUGCAGAGCUGUACGCUGCCUUUGACGGGGGCGAAGGUUGUGAGCACGAUUAUUACGGACUUGUGCGUCUUCGAAGUCGAUAGGAAAAAUGGUGGAUUGACCCUGACAGAAAUCGCUCCUGGAGUUACGGUGGAGAAAGUUAGGAGCAAGACGGAUGCCGAGUUUUCUGUGGCUGAGGAUCUGAAAUUGAUGGAAUAA
Thermochaetoides thermophila DSM 1495 is the source of this 1653-nucleotide messenger RNA. RefSeq lists its product as uncharacterized. NCBI's taxonomy places the organism in Eukaryota, Fungi, Ascomycota, Sordariomycetes, Sordariales, Chaetomiaceae. The record is from RefSeq and is a predicted model, not a curated record. The coding region runs from base 1 to 1653 and encodes 550 amino acids. Gene Ontology annotation, molecular function: succinyl-CoA:3-oxo-acid CoA-transferase activity. The transcript has 7 exons. Gene Ontology annotation, biological process: ketone body catabolic process.